CAAAACCUUACAAGUACUUGGCCGUGGCCAUAGCAAAACUAGCAUCCACAGUGAACAGCAUUAACGAUAUCAAAGAUAAGCAGUCGUGCCACGCCGGGGCCAUUAACGACCCUGCAGGCUGGGACAUGCCGUUGUCGCUGCUUGCCAAGAACAAGAUGAUGACCGUGGCGGCAUGUCACGACGACCUCAAGAACGCACACCAAUACUUCAGCGGAAGCUGCGCGCCGGGAAAUUGGGCAAACGACUUGUAUAAGCGGGGAAAUUACUCAGACAAGCUGUGCUCGCUCUGCGGGAAUACACAGCAAUGCAGCGAGACCGACAGCAACCACGGAGCAGAGGGCGCCAUCUCGUGUCUACGUAACAAGGGCGGUGACAUUGCCUUUACCACCGAUGCAGUUUUGGCUGGCAUCCAGGAUUUCGGAGACAGCGACAAAUACCGCCUGGUCUGCACCGACGAAACCUCUGGAAACACCAACCAACCGCUCUCGCAAGUCGAAUACUGCAACUGGGGACGCUACCCGACCCAUCAUAUCAUGACGUAUAAGUCACAUGGACAGAAGAAGGCAAUAGGAGACGCCUUAGCGGAGCUAUAUUUUAGCGCCAGGGGAACGAAUCAGCAGUUCGUCACCGCCCUGCUGGCAUCAAACGACAAUGACAAUCCCAGCGAUUCGGACGGGAGCCGACUGCCGGAGAAGCUCGGCAUCGUCGUCCGGGAUACGACCCAAGACGAUUUUCUCAUCCUGAUCAGCGACUACCUCUCCGAGCCGUUCAUCGAUGCCAACGAGAAGGACUACUGCCCGAGCUCCAACGACGAGAAGGAAAUCAGCAUCUGCACGACGGCGUCGAAGCAGGAUAAGCAGCAGUGCGAGGACCUGCGCGACGCGCUCGCCGUGCAGUACGUCAUGCCGAGCAUCAAGUGCGUCGAGAACAGCGACUUCAAGGGCUGCCUGAGCAGCGUCGGCUCGGAGGGAGGUACCGACUAUGCCAUCAUGGACGCCGGAUGGGCGUAUCAGGGCGGCAAGUGGGAGCAGACGAGACCCGUCAUGAAGGAGAUGUACGGCGGCCAGGACCAGUUCAAGUCCGUUUUGGUCGUCAAGUCGACCAGAUCGGGCAAUUUCAACAUUCACGGCUUAAAGAAUAAGAGGGUCUGCGCGCCGUUCAUUGGCAGUGCUGCGGGCUGGCUGCAGCCAGGAAGAUUGCUGAGAAACGUGGGACACUUCAGCCUCCCUUACUGCCAGCUAGAAGAGAAGAUGGCCUCCUUCUUCUCCGGCGGCUGCGUACCGGGAGCGACCAAGGGAAAUCUGGUCAAUCUUUGCCUCAACGGAGGCAUGAUGACCCAUGACGAGCAGUAUUUCGGCUUUGCUGGUGCUUUCAGGGGACUGGUCGAAGAUACGUGCGAUGUAGCUUUCCUCAAGGACACGACAAUCGACGAGAACGUCGAUGGCAGAAACCAAGACGAUUGGGCAAAGAAUUUGAUUAAAAGCGACUACAAGUACCUUUGCCGGGACGGCGGCGUCAGAGAUACGGGCGCCGAUUGCAACGCCGGUGCGACGCCGAGCAAUCGUCUGCUGACGUUUGAUCAGAAGCCGUGGGAAGACAGGUGGAUCAUGAUAGAUCUGCUGAAGACGGCGCACGAGUACUACUACACUACCACCCAGGACUCAGGUAAAUUCCAGCUGUACGGAUCGCCGUACAACACCACCGACACUAUGUUUACGGACAGCACCACCGAACUAGACGAGCUCGCCUCCAACGCCACCUGGUACGAGGAUUUCCGAUACUUCGACGACGGCGAAUUCGUUCGAGUAUUGAAUGAAACCGAUCCCUUAGACUGCCGUGCUGGCUCGGCCAAGCAAUCAAUCGGUCUGCUGGCGGUUCUAGCCAUCUCUGUCGCUGCUUGGUUUAUCAAAUAAAUGGCUUGUGCGUGCAGCGGCAACGAGACACAUUGCGAUCGCAGAAUAUUUUAAUAUCGAUACAGCAUUUUACAAGUGCGCGAACGUUGGACGUGGUGUAGCAGUAGCGUUAAACCCAUUUUUACACAGAUCUAUAAGAUGGAUAAUUUUAACUGAGAGGUCAGAUUCGUAGUAUAGGCUUCGAUUAAAAGUGAGCGAUUAAUUAGAUGUAGUUUGUCGGUUCAAAAUCACGUUCAGAACUGAAUUCGUUCUAAGACAGAGUUUGUCAUUGACUGUACAAACAUAUUAUGCGUAUGAUAAAUUUUUAUUCGUAAGAGGGAUUUUUAGUUUUUGGUAAAGGCUAUCAUGCAAUAAUGUUAUUCAUGCCCCUGCGCACCCGAGUUUGAGUGUUAAACUCUGCUAUUGCUUUAAUCAUCGGCAUUGAUCUACUGUAUAUUGCGCGAGCAUGAUCUACAACUAAUAAGAGCAUGAGCGUUACAAUUAAUUUGAUAUAAAUUGCUAUUUGUACAUAAUGUAAACUGCGUGGUCUGUUGAUUUAUUAGUCUCUGGACAUUAUGUGAUCUAUAUAACGUAAUCAUGCGAAUUUAUAUGACAAAAUUUGUUAAGUCUUAAACCACAAAAACGGUCAUCUGAUUAAUAGAAUACUGACACAUAUCUUUGAUCUUCAUAGAUAUAUAGCUUAGGGUGGUAGAGAUUCUAUGAUUAACUGCUUCGUAGGUAGACCUAUUAGAUCACGAUAGAAAAUAUACAUGGAAUGGCAAUAACGUAUGAGGCAUAAUUUAUAUCAUUAAAAUCGAAAAACAAUAUUAAAAUAUUUGACAAUGUUA
Molecule: messenger RNA, 2740 nt
Organism: Priapulus caudatus
Lineage: Eukaryota; Metazoa; Priapulida; Priapulimorpha; Priapulimorphida; Priapulidae
Product: melanotransferrin-like
Biological process (GO): iron ion transport
Cellular component (GO): early endosome; plasma membrane; recycling endosome
Source: RefSeq, a predicted model, not a curated record